AUGGCUACGGAAAACAUGGAACAGAUCGUCGAUAUGCUACGAAACAAUAUCGAAUUUGCUUCCGUCGCCCAGUUCUUCCACACGUUCCAAUCAGCAUUUCAUCCAUGGCCAGCAGCAUAUAACCCAGCAUCUUUCCUUGCCCACCAAUCCAACAUUAACGCACGUGUCAGCAAGCGAUCCGAUGAUGGUUAUGUUUUCGCGACAGAGGAUCUUGAAGCCAUGCUUCUCAAGAGCGAGGAGGGAUACAGACUUCAGGAACUGGUGAUUCGCAUGUUGCGAUUGCUGACGCGUAACCGGUUUAUAAAUAACGACACAUGGCAAACGUACUUUUCGAAAGAAAUCAACCGACGUGGAGGUAUUGAACCAAACCCAUUCCUUCCUGAGAAACAAGAAGAUGAUGAACAGCAAACCGCAGAUGAGCAAGCAAAAGAAGACGAAUCAUCCAACGAUGAAAAGCCUUUACCUACUCCUAAGAGAGCUUUAAAGAACUUUUUCGAGAUGCCGCUCUCGACAAAAGUUCACUUACUAUAUAUUUUGUGCGAGUGGCAACUAGACGAUGCGCACAGCUUUAGAGAACACUUAGAUAGCGAAGAAGAUGCUGUCCACUGGCGUGUAGAACCAAUUGGUUAUGAUGCUAAAGGAAGCUCGUUUUGGCUUUUUGAUGACAAUCGAUUAUAUAAAGAAACCCCCGAACCAAAACGUAAAAAGUCCCAAAAGAAGAACGCACGGAAACCGCGUCCUAGACCUAAAGGCACUCGACGCAGUUCACGACAUAGCUCCGCUAAAGCUGAUGAGGCAGAAGAGGAAGAAGAGGAAAUAGAAAACUGGGUACCAUGGAAGCUGGUUUGUCUGACCAAACAUGAUUGGAACAAAUUCCCCCAAAAAUACGAAAAUAGCAACAAUCUUGACGAACAACGCUUUUAUGACUUGCUCGUCAACGACGUACUACCUAAAGUGGUACCCGUCAUGCGGGAACACGAAGAUGAACUGAAGAAGAAGGAGGCUCUUGCCAAUAGAAAGCGCAGUUCUCGGAUCAUGUACAAGGAGUUGGCAGCUUUAGAGCAGGAACAGCAAGUAGCGAAAGUACUACAGGGAGAAGCCUCUCGAAAGUCGUCCAGACGUGAAGAGAUGGCACGUAAGCGGGAAGAAGAACUGAAAGUUAAAGAAGCAAAGGCUAGAGAAGACCGAGUCAAGGACCGAGAGCGGCGUCUGGAACAGCGUGAACAUGCUCAAGAGGAAGCUGAGCGACGCAAAGCACUGGCAGAAAGCAAGGCUGCGGCAAAGAAAGCUCCUGGUGGAAAGAAGCGUGGUCGCAAACCAAAGAAUAAGAAGGUCGAGGAAGAAGAUGCUUGGUCAUUUGACUGUGUAUGUGGUGUAUCUGGCCAUAAUAUCGAUGACGGAAGCCCAAUGAUUGCGUGUGAACGCUGUGGCACUUGGCAGCAUAUUGAAUGUCUGCAGAAGGCUAGACAGAUUCCGGAGGAUGAAGAGGCGCUCAACAAAGCUGUCUUCUUUUGCCGGCCUUGUCAAGAAAAGGAAUCGCAAGAAGUGAAUGUUGAUGGGUUUGAGGAUGACGGAGCACCACAGAACGUGGAGCUCAAAAGAACAAAGAUCGAGCACGUACCCACAUCAAGUGUUCCUGUAUCUUCACGGCCACCUGCUACAACAAACUUCAACGGCCACAUCCUGCCGCUCCAAGCAGCUCCAUCGCCAGCGAUGCAACCCUGGACGCAACGGCCACCACCCCCUCCAACAGCCACAGCAGCUUCAACUAAUUCCGAGCGGCGUCCAUCGCCCGUGUUUCCUAUAUUGAAACCCAUGUUGCCUUCAAAUUUUGCGAAUGGUAACGGACGUCCUCCAGUGCUCCCACCUCUACUGCCUCAAGUAUCCCAUAGUAUGUACCCGCAAAGCAUUCGUCCGGCACCGCCGCCUCAGGUGCAUCAGCCGCAGCCACCAUCUCAGCCACGACCCCUUCCGCAGAUACAGCCACACCCACAGAACCAGCAUCAAUAUCCACAGUCGCAGCAUUCACAUCAGCAGCACUCUCAGCCACAGCAGUCGCAGCACCCAUCAGCGCAACAGCAACAACGACAGUAUACACAUUUACCAUCACCACAGCAGCAGCAGCAGCAACCACAACCUCAACCACAACCUCAAACAGGUGCUAAUGGCUAUCAUGGUGCAAACCCUCAUCAUCAUCAAGUCGGCAACUAG
Messenger RNA from Zychaea mexicana, 2211 nucleotides. RefSeq lists its product as uncharacterized. The record is from RefSeq and is a predicted model, not a curated record. The transcript has 8 exons. Gene Ontology annotation, cellular component: RSF complex. Lineage: Eukaryota; Fungi; Mucoromycota; Mucoromycetes; Mucorales; Lichtheimiaceae. Gene Ontology annotation, biological process: regulation of DNA-templated transcription. Bases 1 to 2211 code for a protein of 736 amino acids.